Solanum verrucosum is the source of this 1458-nucleotide messenger RNA. Its product is annotated as protein BASIC PENTACYSTEINE4. Gene Ontology annotation, biological process: response to ethylene. The record is from RefSeq and is a predicted model, not a curated record. Gene Ontology annotation, molecular function: DNA-binding transcription factor activity; sequence-specific DNA binding. NCBI's taxonomy places the organism in Eukaryota, Viridiplantae, Streptophyta, Magnoliopsida, Solanales, Solanaceae. Gene Ontology annotation, cellular component: nucleus. The transcript has 3 exons. Bases 200 to 1141 code for a protein of 313 amino acids.
UGUAGCAAACAUAAUUAAAUUCCAGUGGAGGGGUUCGGAAAAGGGUUUUCACUCACCGGCGAUUCGCUAAUGAUCAUACUUCUCUCGCCGUUUUAAUUCGCCGGAUGACUGUUGGGUGGUGAACUAGUUGAUAUUGGAUCCAGAAGGUACUAUAUAGAAGCAGAUACAAGUCUGCUCCUCUUCAAGCACGACAGAUAAGAUGGACGACGGAGGCCAACGAGAAAAUAGGAGACACAGAAUGGAUUAUUCCAAAGGAGGUUAUGCACCGUGGAACGUGGUACCUCCUUACCAGAUGAAGGACCAAGAGGCUUUCAUCAUGAAUACAAAAAUCAGAAUGGUCUUUGCUGAAAGAGAUGCUGCUGUUGAAGAACGGGAUAGAGCAGUGAUUGAAAAGAAGGAAGCAUACGCUGAGCGAGAUUUUGCAAUCCAGCAGCGAGAUACCGCAUUUGCUGAGCGAGAUACUGCCGUAAAAGAAAGGGACAAUGCAAUAGCUGCCCUCCACUUUCUUGAAAGUACCACGAAUGGCUCAUUGGGUUGUAGGACACGUGGGACAAAGCGCCCUGAGCAACCUAAAAAUCAUCGCAACUAUAACACGGAUUCUGUUUGUAUCAAUAGGGAUGUUCCCGUAGCUGAUGCUUUUCCUAUAUCAGCCAUAUCAUCUGAAGCUGCAAAAGCACUCCAAGUAAAACGGUCAAAAGUAAACAAAGGCAUGUCAACAAAGUCAGCAAAAUCCUCAACGAAGACAAAGAAAGUGAAUGAAGAUUUGAAUCGGCAUCUUACAACAGAUGGAUCUAAAGCUGAAUGGGAUGCUCAGGAUCUUGGCUCGAUAGACCAGAUACAAUUUGACGAGUCUACCAUGCAAAUACCUGUUUGCACAUGUACAGGAAUACCAAGGCAGUGUUACAAAUGGGGAAGUGGGGGCUGGCAGUCAUCUUGCUGCACUACAUAUCUGUCAGAGUAUCCACUACCACAAUUGCCAAACAAACGACAUGCUCGUUUAGGUGGUAGGAAAAUGAGUGGAAGCGUUUUUAGCAGAUUGCUUACAAGGUUUGCAGUAGCUGACCGUGAUCUGUCUAUGCCCAUUGAUCUCAAGACUUAUUGGGCUAAACAUGGUACAAAUCGCUACAUUACCAUUAAGUGAUGCAUCAAUGAUUUGCUAGCCAGUUGCUAUAUUAGGCCUGGAUGCCAGAUAGGUAGUCAAGGAAGCAAAACACCAAGAGCUUGACUUAAUGAGUGAUCAAAAGCCCUUUUGGAUGGUCACACGAUGACCUUGUGCUGUGACUAAAGGUCUUGUAACUGACUUUUGGUUCAGUUAUUUACAGCACUUUUUUGGUACUUAUUGUUAGUUCUCUGUUAGCACUUAAUCUUGUACAAAGGAGUUUCUAGGAAUUGCAGGUAUACUAUUUUGAGCUUCUCCUUAUUCAUAACAACUAAUAAGAAAGCUUCUAGUUUUCAUGA